Messenger RNA from Aspergillus viridinutans, 903 nucleotides. RefSeq lists its product as uncharacterized. Lineage: Eukaryota; Fungi; Ascomycota; Eurotiomycetes; Eurotiales; Aspergillaceae. The transcript is spliced from 2 exons. Gene Ontology annotation, cellular component: mitochondrial inner membrane. The record is from RefSeq and is a predicted model, not a curated record. The coding region runs from base 1 to 903 and encodes 300 amino acids. Gene Ontology annotation, biological process: ubiquinone biosynthetic process. Gene Ontology annotation, molecular function: lipid binding.
AUGGCCCAGCCAGUCUCGCUUUCUCGCUGCUCCCAGAGACAAAUCAACACCCUUCUCUCGUCCUCUAUUACCCUCACUUCUCGCCCCAACCACUCCUCCUACAUCGCCCUGCAGUCCCGCCGUCUAUACCAGACUCAUAGCUCACCGCGCCGUCUCAUCCACCAACAGUCCCAAUUCUCACGACCGCAACAAUGUAUCGCUAAAAGAUCAUACCACUCCCAAUACCACCCCGAGCUGCCCCCCCACGAAUACACAAACUCACAAACCACCAUCCUCUCCACCGCCCUAAACCAUGUCCCCAAGCACGGCUUCACACUCGAAGCUCUGACCCUCGGCGCCCGCGACGCAGGCUUUCUCGACGUCUCGGUCCAGCUGCUCCCGCGAGGAGAAUUCGAUCUCGUCCUUUUCUGGCUGGCGAGUCGGCGCGGCCUUUUGCGAGGGAAAGUCGAGAACGGGUUCUUUGACAAAAUUGCAGCCCAGGGCAAGUCGUUGUCUGUCGAAGAGAAGACCAGGUUGCUUAUCAUGGAGCGGCUGCGGAUGAAUGCGGAGAUUAAACAUCAGUGGCAGGGUGCCCUGGCUCUCAUGUCCCUUGCUGGAAAUAUCCCUCUGUCGCUCUCCGAGCUGCAUGCUCUGUCCUCUGAUAUUUUGGAUCUUGCUGGAGACGCCUCGGUCGAUGCAUCGUGGUAUACCAAACGACUGUCUAUCUCCGCCAUCUACGCCAGCGCCGAGGUUGUCAUGACCCGCGACUCGAGUCCGGAUCUCUCCGCUACGCAGGCUUUUGUGGAUCGUCGUAUCGAGGAUAACAAGUAUAUAGGUGAUAAGAUUACCGGUAUCAAGCAGUGCCUGGGCUUCAUGGGUUCCACUGCUGUUGGAUUGGGUAGGAGUUGGGGUUUGAAGAUCUAG